CGCAAGGUGACGUUCGAUUGCACCGACGUCAAACGUUGCCCCUCGCCAUGCAUAUUAAGUUUAUUGUUGUUGGACUGGUUGUUAUGACUGGACAAGGCCUCGGAUUAAAUUAGGAGAGAACCCGCCGUCGCUGCCACGGUAGACCUGCCAAUGGAGGGCAUGGACAUGGACCUGGACCCGGAGCUCAUGCAGAAAUUCAACUGCAUGGGCACCACUGACAAGGAUGUCCUCAUCUCAGAGUUCCAAAGACUGCUGGGGUUCCAACUCAACCCGGCAGGAUGCGCCUUCUUCCUUGACAUGACCAACUGGUGAGUUCGUGGAUGUGGGGCCUAACUUGGCUAGUAGCUAGCUACAUUUUGACUAGUGGCAAAGAAGCGAGCUAGUUAUAAUUUAGUGUGGUUGUAUGUCUCUAUCUCGUUCAUGUAGUUAUAGCUAUAUCUACUUGUGUCGAUACAUUGCAAUUGGCUACGUCAUUGCUAGGAUUUAUGCCGCGUUCAUGUGCUAGUCGGAACUAGGAAACUCGGAAAUUUCCGAUUUGUGGAUUCGUUGAACGCGGCACAUGUAUAACUGCAACCAGUUAACAAGUCAGACAUUUCCGAGUUUCCUAGUUUCGAUUAGUACGUGAACGCGGCAAUAGUUAGGCUAACGUUAGCUAUGUAAAUCUGUAGGUAACGCCAGAUACAUUGGGCGGAUUCGAUUAUGCUGCGGGGCACCUGUCUAUGGACCGUGACGUGAACGGGCGAAAGCGGUGAGGGAUGAGCGCCUUUCUCAAAUCAAACAGUAAUCUGCUCAGCUCGGUUAUGUUGUCAACAAGGUAGCAUGGUGCAUCGUCCAGAAACAUACAACAUCUAUUUUCCAUUAAAUAUGUUAGAAUUUUCAAACUUGUUUUCAUUGGGAAGGCACAUAAAGCGUUAUUAUCAAAAGCAAUCACUCUUGCAUGUGUAAACACAGAAUCCUACCCAUUAUGCCGUGUUCAAAACAACUGGGAACUCGGAAAAAAACGACCUCCGAUUUUGAAAAAUCGAUUUGAACUGUCAUCCAACUCGGAAUUCCAACUCAGGAACUCGGGCCUCAUUCUAGAGCUCCGACUUUCUGACCUGAAGAGCACUGAUUUCAUGACUAGACCACGUAUUUUUCAGAGUUCCCAGUUGUCUUGAAAGCACCUCUGGAACUUGGAAAAAUAGCAAUGUCAAAUCAUGGGGUCAGUGAUCUUAAAGUUGGAGCUCUAGAAAUAUGCCAGAGGUUCCGACUUGGAAUUCUGAGUUGGUUGACUGUUCAAACUAUUUUCCACAGUCGCUCCUUUUUUUCCCCAAUACCCAGUUGUCUUGAACACACUGUAGGAAGUUGGGGAUUUACCAGUUCCCAGUUGAUUUGAACGCUGCAUUUGAACUGGGGCACCUGGCUCACGCCCGGGAGGCUGCCCGGUUCCAAAACUAAAGCAAUCAACUUUCAGCAGGUGCACAUUUUCACCGGACCAGAUUAAUCGAAUCCCCUCAAUAACCACACUUCCAGUCAGUUUUUAUGCGAGUAAAGUCAUCCAACCUUUUUAUUCCAGUAAAAUACAUGUCAGAUAAAAAUGUCAUGACAUGUUUGAUGGAAACAGCACAUUUGUUGAUGAACUUUCCAAAUGUCGACAAAACAAAAUAUGCUAGACAAGGUGGAAUCUUUUUGUGUUGUUAAAAUUAAUUAUGCGAGAAAUGUCAGUGGAAACGCUUUUAUGUGCAAAUAUUGAUAUAGUAACCAUCAUAUGAAAGUAAACUUGGUGUCAUGCGAUGACAUGUUGUGUGGUCCUACCACUACGACUUGUCAGGAGAGCAUGCAGUUUAUUAGGCUACAGAUUGAAUAAAUGAUGAUGAACGUGACAUUUACAUUACAUUUACUUCAUUUAGCAGACGCUCUUAUCCAGAGCGACUUACAAAUUGGUGCAUUCACAGGGUGGUGAAAGUGCAAUUGAUGAGCUUGAUGCACCUUUCCAACAAAUAUCGAGGGUCUUAUUGUGGUGACAUGAUCAUCAUUGCUUAGCUGCCGUUUGACAAAUAAAAAUAAUCUCGCUCUUUAGUCCAUAAUAAUUUCAUCAUGCAGGCUAUACGUGCCCUCUAGCUAACAGCGAGCUGAUACAGUAGGCUAGAGCGCACGUGCCAAUACCGUAGUGGGCACACUCUCUAUAAAACGUGUUUUGUCUUUGUUUUGAAAACCAUCAGUAGAGUUGAAAAUGCGAUGGAAACCCAUUUAACUUGUAUUUUUUUGUGGUCUAGCUAGACAAUAAUGUGCAAGCUCGCACCAAGGGGCUCCAGGAGUAAAUUUUAGAACACCUAGCUAGCAAGUGUUUGUGAUAUGAUGAUGUAAUUUGAUUGGUAGUGAGCUAAGGUAUGCUAGUGAUCACGACUUAAUCACUGAACAAAAUAAAACAACCCUGAUAAAUGACCUUGACUCAUAUUUUUGCCAAGGAAAAUCAUUAUCAGCAAGAUAGACUUAUUUUAAAUUUUUUUUUAAAUGGUUGUUGUGAAGUAGUUUCAGGAACUGGAUCAGGUUGAAUACUUGGUAAUUAAACAGGGCAUUGACUCACCCGCUCUUCUCAAUGUCUUUUUCAAUUAAAAUAGGAAUCUACAGGCAGCCAUCGGUGCAUAUUAUGACGUUGAGAGUCCCAGCAUCAACACACCAUUCAUGUCCUUUUUGGAGGAUGUGACAAUUGGUGAGGGAGAGUCUGUUCCCCCCGACACACCGUUUACAAAGACCUGGAGGAUACAGAACACAGGUGGGGGUUACCUUUUAUUCAUCCAGAUUAUAUCACCAUACAUAUGAUUCAGUCACAAAAGAAGAAAAACCUUCACUGCAAUGUAAGACCCGGAAACCACUGGCCUGUAAACGUGUGUGUGGUGGAGGUAAGGUAUGAGUAACUGCAUGGUUGGCAAGGGAGCAUUGUGUCUGAAAAGUGUGUAUCAAAUGUCUGUGUGUUUCACAGGUGCAGAGUCCUGGCCACCCGGGGUAUGUCUGAAGUACAUUGGAGGGGACCAGUUUGGCCACGUCAACAUGGUGAUGGUGCGCUGUCUAGACCCCCAGGAGAUCUCAGACGUCAGUGUGCAGAUGCACAGCCCCCUGGCACCCGGCAUGUACCAGGGUCAAUGGAGGAUGUGCACAGCCACAGGACUGUUUUACGGAGGUAUGUCCCAAAUGGCGCAGAUACACUGUUUUGUGGACCAUUGUUUUCUAUAAGGGUGUAAUUAAUUCCAGAAAGUAUCCAGACACGGUUAUUUUUUAAAUAUAUAUAUAUAUAUAUUUUUUUUUAAAAACAUUUUAUACGUUUGUGUGCUAACUUUUUACUGUGAAGUCCUUUUUCAAGAUAUUACGUCGUCAAUCAAUGUCUUGAAAUUGGUCAACUUUACCAAAAUGUCGUGCAGAUGUAGGCAUAUCUGUGGGGUAUUUAACUCCCAGCACUCUGUCUCCUGGACAGAACACGUCACCCAUAAUGCCUGGUGUGUGUCACUCUCUCUGUCCACACAGACGUGAUCUGGGUGAUCCUCAGCGUAGAGGUGGGGGGCCUUUUGGGCGUGACACAGCAGCUGUCCUCCUUCGAGACAGAGUUCAACACCCAGCCGCACCGCAAUGUGGAGGGAGACUUCAACCCCUUUGCCUCGCCACAGAAGAGCAAACACAACGCCGGAGACCACAACAACUUCAAAGACCCUGGAGGAGCCUGGGAGGGCAUGCAGGACGCCAUCCAGCAAGAUCAAAACGGACUGUCUCACAAUGCUGUAAAUAGAGCAUCGAAUGGGCUCCAAAACAAUCUAUCAGUAGUGACUUACAGUCAGGUAUGUAUGAAUUGAUGAACCAAGGUUGGCUUGCCUCGAAACAAGGUGACGUCCACUCCUCACUGUUUUCUGCUUAAACAUUGGGCCUCUUGUGGGAGAAGUGAGUGGUUGUUACUAUAUUUCUUGAGGUGAUUUUUUUAUUUCUUCAGUGCCAUGUUUGGAUGUGUGUAAAAACUUUUUAUGCGAGUAAAGUACAUGUCGGAUAAAAGAUGUCACGACAGGCCUGAUGGAGGAAGCAAAAUUAGUUGGUAAACUUUCCAAAUGUCGACAAAACAAAAUACGCUAGACAAGGUGGGUUUUUGUGUUGGUAAAAUUAAUUAUGCGCGAAAUUGCAGUGGAAAUGCAAAUAUUUAUAUGAUAACCAUCAUAUCGAAGUAAACUUUGACCAACGACUCGGGAAAGCAUACCGUUUAUUAGGCUACCACCCUUAGUGGCGUUGGCAGAAAGUGGAUGUUUCUGGUUUUCAGGGAUACAGUAUUCAACAUAACUUCAGCUUCCUACGCCUGCUACGUUAGGUUAUUAGGCUACAGAUGAAAUAAAUUAUGAUGAACUUCACAGGGUGGUGAAAGUGCACGGUGAUGAGCUUGAUGCUCCUUUCCAAUAAUUAUCGAGGGUCUUAAUCUGGUGACAUGAUGAUCGAUGCUUGGCUGCCAUUUGACAAAUAAAAAUAAUUUCACUCUUUUGUCCAUAAUAAUCUCAUUAUGUAGUCUAUACCAGCACUGUAUCUGCCAGCUGUUGGCUAGAGCGCAACUCAUUUUCAGUCCAACCCCCCCCCCCCCCCCCCCCACUCAGACCGUCCUAGCAACAUUUUUGCUUUGCUAAGAAGCUAUUUUUGUUUCUUUUUGACAAUUUUAAUGGCGAAGGUGCAUAAAGAUGUCGGAAUUCAGAUAUCAUUUUUUUAGCACUAUCCACAGAGCUUUGAAACUACAGUGCGCGACAUGGUUCAGUGCACGAAUAAAUCAGCACAAUCAAUUUUUUGUUUUUUUACAUUGCCGGCGUCUUGGAGCAAAAAUGUAGAUACAUACAUAAAGAGUAACGAAGAGGAAUGUACAAUACGGCUAACUUAGCAAACAAGGCAUUUGUGGUAAGUGCAACAAUCACGGUAAGGUACACUACAUUACCAAAAGUAUGUGGACACCUGCUCGGCGAACAUCUCAUUCCAAAAUCAUGUGUAUUAAUAUGGAGUUGGUUCCCCCUUUGCUGCUAUAACAACCUCCACUCUUCUGGGAAGGAUUUCCACUAGAUGUUGGAAUAUUGCUGCGGGGACUUCCAUUCAGCCAUGAGCAUUAGUGAGGUCGGGCACUGAUGUUGGGUGAUUAGGCCUGGCUCGCAGUCGGCGUUCCAAUUCGUCCCAAAGGUGUUCGAUGGGGUUGAGGGAAAGGCUCUGUGCAGGCCAGUCAAGUUCUUCCACACCGAUCUCCACAAACCAUUUCUGUAUGGACCUCACUUUGUGCAUGGGGGCAUUGUCAUGCUAAAACAGGAAAGGGCCUUCCCCAAACUGUUUCCACAAAGUUGGAAGCAAAGAAUCGUCUAGAAUGUCAUUGUAUGCUGUAGCGUUAAGAUUUCCCUUCACUGGAACUAAGGGACCUAGCUCAAACCAUAAAAAACACAGUAUGCACUAUGCAUUCGGGCAGGUAGCGUUCUCCUGGCAUCUGCCAAACUCAGAUUCGUCCGUCAGACUGCCAGAUGGUGUAGCGUGAUUCCUCACUCUAGAGAACGCGUUUCCACUACUCCAGUCCAAUGGGGGCAAGCUUUACACCACUCCAGCCGACGCUUGCCAUUGCGUAUGGUGAUCUUAGGCUUGUGUGCGGCUGCUCGGCCAUGGAAACCCAUUUCAUGAAGCUCCUGAUGAACAGUUAUUGUGCUGACGUUGCUUCCAGAGGCAGUUUGGAACUCGGUAGUGAGUGUGGCAACUGAGGACAGAGCUCUGUGAGCUUGUGUGGCCUACCACUUCGCGGCUGUUGUUACUCCUAGACAUUUCCACUUCACAAUAACAGCACUUACAGUUGACCAGCACAGCUCUAGCAGGGCAGACGUGACGAACAGAGAGAGGAAAACUCACCUUAGUUAUGAUCAACUGAAUGAUGAACAUAUUGGAAUAUAGUAGGCUAAUGCAAUUGAAGGCAUGUAUCAAAUUGUUGCUCAUACUGAAACUCCCGAAGUUGUAUCCAACCAUUAUACUAAUUUAAAGCAAUCGUUGUGUGUGUGGGCACCUAGAUUGUAAUUUCAGCACCAUUUUGAAUGGGACAGCGCCAUCAUGCUGCUUUGAGACAAGCGUGGGGGACUUGUCUACAUAAAUCGAUCAGUGUCCGAUUUUUUGUUUUCACUGAAUCUCUGUUUGGAUAUUUGGUAACAAUUAGGCUGGUGAAAUGUUAGCUAAGUUGAGGUGAGUGCUAAUGAUCAUCUUUUAUUCUAGUCCCCUGUAGGUCAGUUGGUAGAGCAUGGCGUUUGCAACGCCAGGGUUGUGGGUUCGUUUCCCACGGGGGGCCAGUAUGAAAAUGUAUGCACUCACUAACUGUAAGUCGCUCUGGAUAAGAGCGUCUGCUAAAUGACUAAAAUGUAAAAAUGUAGCUUGCUCAUAUAUUAGCUGAUCAGAACAUUUUGCUAGCAUGUUAUACAAGUCUGCUUGCUCUUCACUCGUCUAGUAGAUUGUCCUACUCCCGACCAAAAGCCUGUGACUUGUCUGAAAAUCAAUCGAUGUGAUUUUGUUUCACUGAAUCUCUAUUUAUUUGGUUAAUUGAUCUCUGGCUGGACAAGUGGAAGUGCUAGCUCAUUUAUUCGUUUGCUCAUCUAUCACUGAUCAGAAACAUUUAGUGUGCAAUAAUGUAGCCUAAAUCCAGUGUAUAUUUAUCUAUUGACUCACAUAGUAGCUUUAGAUAGAGCCUAGGCGAUUUUCCUAUUGUCCCAAUCCCACUGAAACCUAAAAUCCUGACUCCUGUCUCGCAUGAAAAUUCCUAACUUUAUUCUGUAAUCUAUAGGUUGCAUUUUCAAAGCACGUCUCGCCUAUGCAUGUCAAAAUACCGCUAUAACAUUUCCCCUGCUUCUCUGCGCUGUCUCGUAUUGCUGCCCAUAUGAGAGGUUAGGUAGAGGAUGUGUUUUUUUUAAAGCAGAGUUGGUCCCCGUUAAGAUACCUUGAUAUUUAAACAAUUUACUCCCUGUUAUUCAUGAGCUGAUCUGCUAUCUGUAUAAUAAUAAUCUAGAUGUUGCCAAAUACGAGAGAUUCUGUCAUUCGUUGGAGGUUAUCUAGCAAGUUUAGCAACUUUGGUAAUUUUACUUUUGUUUGACUGCCAUUACAAAGUUUAUAUGAUUCGACAACGCUAUAGCUAACUUGGGGUGUGCUCUGUGCGUUCUAGGCCUGAAUUAAUUGAGGAACAUGCUAACGCUCUGAAUUUAUGAACAGCCUGUUUCGCAAUUCACAGCAAUGUCACUGGCGAUCAAAGUUACUCUAUCAUUACUAAAUGUCAGUUUCACUUUCUGUGAAAUCUUGAUAUAUUUUGGGAUAACCCUGGCAUAGUGACCAUAUCUUGGUUUUAAAUGGGCACUUCCAAUUUUUUUCAGUAUUUAGCGGGACUCUCGGGAUAAAUAUGAAUUAUUCCUGGUAUUGAAAUGUGGUAGAAUUUUGGGAAGAUAUUAAUCCCUAGUACUUAAUUGUUACCCAGAAAUGAUUUGAUAUUGAGAUAAAAACGGAUACAUUGGACCUUUUUUAAGCCUAGUCCUGGACUAAAAAGCAUUCUCAAUGGAGAUUCUCCUUGUAGUCCUAAUCUGUGUCUGGGAAACCGGCCCUAUAUGUCAGUUGGUGGUUACAAUAUCCUCACUGAGCAACAACAUCCACCAUUACAGCAGCUGUACACCACCUGCUUUUGCCUAGUUUAUUGCCCUUAAUGAUACAAGCUAUUUUAUUGUUUUUAUGGAUUUACCUGUAUAUAUGAUAAUAACCCUUGUCGGUUCGCCACCAUAUACUGGUGCACUAUACCCUCAGAGAUGCUUGGAUGUGUGUGUGUCCGUGCCUGCUCUAAAUCACCUUAUACUUCUGUCAUAGCUAGCAUUUUUUAUUCCAGCCUGUAAAUGUACAACCACUCCUGGCUGGGUACACCUGACUGUUCAGAAACACAUGCCUCUGUUGCUCAUUCACAGCUUUUAUUGACUCAAUAAUGGACUGCGGUACUUCCUUACAUACUGCUGAGCUUAUCUUUCUGAGGGAUACAGAUGUGCUGUAUGUAGGGGCCUGCCCUGUUUAGGAUGUUGCUGCAACCUUACUGGCCUGCGACACCGGACGCGUAACUUUUGCAAACCGUGAGAAACUCCUAUUAAUUUCAAUGAAAACCUGGGCGUAAGCAUGUCGACUCAGCAAGUUGCUGUUUACCGUAAAAUUGCGCUCUGGUUCUAAUUUCAAGAUUGCCACACGCAGCUCGCGCCUGAGAACAAUGGGAUAGAGCGGCUCACGCAAUGCUCAUGCCGGAAAAAAGUUCCACGUCCAGUGUAAGAGAAUGUUCAGAUAGAAAUGCAUUGUGUAGAACAAAUAUGAUUGCCUGUCGCUUAGAAUAGAGAAUCGUGUAAGCGCCAUUCAUUACAUUUCUAUCUAUCACGUUCUUAGCAUUUCACCUCACUGAACUCAUACCAUGCAUUUUGACUGUGUUCCGUCUCUCUCCUCAGGGUAUUCAUGGCCCCUAUCCGUUUGGCCAGAGUUAGAAAGAUGGAGAUCCAGGCCAGGUGUUGCUGAACAGACCUGGGUAUGUUGAUGCUGACCUGCAGGCAGGGGCACUGGAGAGAGGAGGGACACAUAUUUGAUACAGACUCCAGACAACCCUCUUCCUUGCCCCAAUCCACAAGCUGCAUUGAGAAGAAGGACGCUACUAUCCCAGUGAAUGGCCCCUUACCAACAUCAUCAGCACCUUCCCGAGAUCUGCAUGUGUAAAUGCUACAUAAAGAGUGCUAUAAAUCCUAAAAAAAUAUAUCAUACUACUACACAACAGUUUUUUUUAGUUUUCUUUCUUAUUUUGAGCUGACAACUCACCUCAGUGGACUGACUGCUGGAUGAGCAAAGGGAUGGAUGUGUGUGAGCUUGAGCAAAUGAAACGUGUGAGUGGAAAAAGCCAUCUAAAACUAUUUUGCCUGUUGAGCGAUUGUAGGUUUAAAUUCAAUGUCUGCGUAUACUGCAGUGUGUGCGUAUGUAUGUGUAUGGUUUCCUUUUGGAUUUUACUAAACAUGAAAUGGUGGAUACUACUUCGGUAAGGAAGUUGUGGUGACCUAUGUACACAUCUAAAUAGAUUAAACUAAAUAUAAUACUCAUUCUAAAACAAUUCCUCCACUGAUGUUUCAGAAUUUAGGAUACAGGCCUGUGAAUGAGUAGCGCCGUAAAUAAGGCUUUGCUGUACUGUUCUAACACAGAGAUGCAUCAUUCAGUGGCAAUUGCUUGUUCUUUAGAGCCAGCAGAUGGUGCUAUAAAUGAAACUACCAAACCAAAUUGGCUCUGACACUUCACACUUCACGACGGACAACGUCAUAGAAAAAUAGACUUAGCUCUACCCCAUCAUGGGGAGGGCUAUCUAAAUUCUGGGUUUGUUUCCGCAGUUGUUUCUGCAGUUUGCAUGAUGCCACUUCAGAUGUUUGCAAGUAGUGAUUCGAUAUGGUGUCUGGAGAUAGAGUUCAUAUUAAUUAAUUAAUUAAAUUAAUGAAUAUGCCAUUUAGCAGACGCUUU
Molecule: messenger RNA, 9507 nt
Organism: Coregonus sp. 'balchen'
Lineage: Eukaryota; Metazoa; Chordata; Actinopteri; Salmoniformes; Salmonidae
Source: the annotation of a GenBank genome assembly